Molecule: messenger RNA, 490 nt
Organism: Anopheles funestus (African malaria mosquito)
Lineage: Eukaryota; Metazoa; Arthropoda; Insecta; Diptera; Culicidae
Exons: 1
Coding region: 44-388 (114 amino acids)
Source: RefSeq, a predicted model, not a curated record
AAAACUCGCUGUAUUCCUCAAAUUGGUGUUUUCAAGUGGGAAAAUGUUUCGAAAAGCAAAACAAACUGUGGCACCGCUUCCGAAACCACCCACCGAAGCGCAAAUGCUAGAAGAUUUACAGCUGUUUCACGAGACAAAACCAGCGCCACAGCAUAUUUCCAGCGAAAACCUACCAACCUUAACGGAGGAAUCGAGUAUGGACGAUUGGUGGAAAGUGUACGAUGCCACGGUGCAACACCAUGAGCAGUUUCGAGAACUUAAAACGAAUGCACAAGAGCUGAAGCAGACGCUACAGGAAAUGCGCAGUCAAUUGCAAGCAGCAUGCGAUAAAAUUAUGGCCGAAAUCAAUCAAGACUUGGAACGGCUAGGUGCCACGAUGUCGGAAUAGCGUUGCCAUUCAUGUAUGGAAAAUUUCAGUUAAAUUUUUACUUUAGGCAUUGGUGUGAUUCGAACGUAUUGUAAUAAAACUACGGGUGUUUAUUGUUUGUAA